CAAAGCUGAACUAUUUCCAACAGCCACAGGUUAUCAAAGAAUCUAAUUUUUUGAAGUUCUCAGAGAUUUUUUCUUUCUUAGCACCGUCACAAGUCCAGCCAUCAUUCUCUGCCAUUUACCGGGCUGGUGAUCCAAUCCUAAUCUACUUCAAUUCAUCAUCUGUAUUGAGCACGCUUAGACAGCCAGUAAAAAUGGGAGCCAGUGGACUUUGUGUUGAUGGAAAUCCUGCUGGCUUCCUGGACAGUAAAAGCACAAGCUGUACUCGGAUAUUUGCCAACUUGAGCAAGAGUUGCAUUACUGACCCUGCCCUAGAUGCUGCCUCCUACUACCGUGACUUCGCUGUGCUAAAGGUCCCAAUUAAUGACACCAUCGUGCAGUCCAUGAAGAUAAAGGUCACUGCAGUUGCACCACCUGGAGCUCCAUACAUGAAAGACGACACAUGUAACAAUGUUGUUUCUGAGGUGAUAUAUGAGAUAGAAUUCAGUGGCAUGCGUGGGAUUCAGAAUGUUUCUGUCCAGUUCAAAGUGAGCAACAUCUCUGGAAAGUCAGGAUCCUCUCUACAGCAGCACUUCACUUUGCAUUUCUGGACCAGGACUCUUUCUCAUAUGUUACCUAGAAGUGGAAACCCUGGCUAUAUCACUGGAGCACCACUGUUGAUUGGAAGCAGUGGUGCUGUGCAGCAUAUGAGCAUUUUGCAGAGUGAAGGUGAUGGACGUUGCUCACAGUUCCUCAGACACACAGUACAAUUUGGAAAAAAUAUGAGAACAGGCUGCAAGUUCAGCCUGUCCCCAAUAUUGGAAGAAAGUAACUGUAGUUACAUCCAGCAGGAGUUAUACAAGGCUCUUCAGGGGAUGAACAGAGCAGAGGACCUUGCCAUAAUUGGCAGUGCUCAUUCAACCCAGGCAGAAGAGUGGACGACUAUUCUGAUUCGGAACUGCAGUGUGCAGGCUGUGAAUUGCACUUCCUGUUGCAUGGUUCCUGUGACCCUGGAGAUACAGAUAUUGUGGACUAAGGUGGGCCUCCUGUCCAAUCCACAAGCUCAAGUACGAGGUGGACGGUACUCUUACCAGUGUUACCUCCUGAAG
This is a messenger RNA of Antrostomus carolinensis (chuck-will's-widow), 1085 nucleotides long. It is a transcript of the gene TCTN3, whose product is annotated as tectonic family member 3. NCBI's taxonomy places the organism in Eukaryota, Metazoa, Chordata, Aves, Caprimulgiformes, Caprimulgidae. The record is from RefSeq and is a predicted model, not a curated record. Gene Ontology annotation, biological process: cilium assembly; smoothened signaling pathway.